ACGACCUCACUCUGCUCAUCGUACUCCUUUCGACAUCAGCUGCUGCGCCAAGGCAGCAACAGUUCGAUCGGUCUGUUCGUUCGUCAGCGUCGGCCGUGGAAAAUCCACACUUCGAUUUACUUGGAAACUACCAGUACGCCCGUGCUGUACAUCUACUCGGCGACACCACCCAGCAGCUCAACUCCAUGGCGACGGCGGCCAUGCGCAUGCGACGCAGCCUUGCUCUCUGUUACCACCUCACCGCCGCCCUCCUCCUCCUCGCGUUCCUCCACGCGCCGCUCGCCGGCGCGCAGCCGCUCCCGUGGCAGCUCUGCGACUCCGCCGCCGGGAACUACACGGAGGGCAGCGCCUACCAGGCCAACAUACGCGCCCUCGCCGGCGGCCUCCCCAGGAACGCCUCCGCGUCCCCGGCGCUCUUCGCCAAGGGCGCCGCCGGCGCCGCGCCGGACGCCGUCUACGCGCUCGCGCUCUGCCGCGGCGACACCAACGCCUCCUCCUGCGCGGCCUGCGUCGCCGCCGCCUUCCGGAACGCGCAGCAGCUCUGCGCCUUCAACCGGCACGCCACCAUGUUCGACGACCCCUGCAUCCUCCGCUACUCCGGCCAGGACUUCCUGGCCAACGUCACCGACAACAGCGGCAGGUUCGUCGCGUUCAACGGCAACAACGUCAGCGCGGGCGCGGCCGCGGCGGCGUUCGACGCCGCCUCCGGCCGGCUCGUCAACGCCACCGCCGACUAUGCCGCCGGGGACCCGACCCGGCGGUUCGGCACGGGGGAGGAGGGGUACGACGCGACGUACCCCAAGAUUUACUCGCUGGCGCAGUGCACGCCGGACAUGGAGGCGGCCGACUGCCGGAGCUGCCUCAGGGACAUAAUCGAGAAGUUUACCCCACAGUACUUCGUCGGGAAGCCGGGUGGGAGAGUGUUCGGCGUGCGAUGCAACUUCCGGUUCGAGACCUACUCCUUCUUCUCCGGACGCCCACUGCUGCAACUCCCGGACGUGCUGCCGCCUGCACCAGCGCCAGCGCCAGCGGCGGCCGAAGAAGAACGAACAAGAAAUAGGACAGGGUUGAUCUUGGCCAUCACACUACCUAUAGUUGCUGCACUACUUCUCAUUUCAACGUGCGUUUGCUUUUGGAGGAGGAGAAAAUCGGCAGAAAGAAAGCCGUCAGUACCACUACCAUAUUCAGCUACUAAUCCAGAUGACAUCCAAAGCAUCGAUUCCCUCCUCCUCGACCUAUCGACGCUGCGGGCUGCAACAGAUAACUUCGCUGAGAGCAACAAGCUUGGCGAAGGAGGGUUCGGUGCGGUUUACAAGGGUGUCCUUUCUGAAGGUGAAGAGAUAGCCGUGAAGAGGCUGUCACAGAGCUCCACGCAAGGGAUAGAAGAGCUGAAAACAGAGCUGGUUCUGGUCGCUAAGCUUCAGCACAAGAACCUUGUCAGGCUCCUUGGCGUUUGCCUGGAAGGACAGGAGAAGCUGCUCGUGUACGAGUACAUGCCGAACCGGAGCCUCGACACCGUUCUAUUCGGUACGUUCCAUCGUCGUUUUUUAUAUGAGAGCACUAGCAGUUCUGAUCGUUUCCUCGUUGUUCCGUUGGCAGAUGCAGAGAAAAGCAGGGGCCUGGACUGGGGGAAGAGGCUCAAGAUCGUGAACGGGGUUGCCCGGGGCCUGCAGUACCUCCACGAGGACUCCCAGCUGAGGAUCGUCCACCGGGACCUCAAGGCCAGCAAUGUGCUCCUGGACUCGGACUGCAACCCCAAGAUCUCGGACUUCGGCCUGGCAAAGCUGUUCGGCUGGGAUCAGUCGCAGGCCGUCACCAGCCACAUCGCCGGAACAUACGGAUACAUGGCGCCGGAGUACGCGAUGCGCGGGCAGUAUUCCGUCAAGUCGGACGCCUUCAGCUUCGGCGUUCUGCUACUGGAGAUCGUCACGGGGAGGAAGAACAGCAGCUUCGCUAGCCCGGACUCGGAGCCAUCCCUUGACCUCUUAAGCCUCGUAUGGGAGCACUGGACUACCGGGACAGUCGAGGAGCUGGUGGAUCCGUCCCUGGGAGGCCGUUCGCCGGGAGGCCAGAUGCUGAAGCUGGUCAACAUCGGGUUGCUGUGCGUCCAGGACAGCCCCGCGGACCGGCCCACGAUGUCGGCGGUGAACGUCAUGCUCAGCAGCAGCACGGUGUCUCUGCAGGCGCCGUCGAGGCCGACGUUCUGCGUCGACGACAUGGAGGGUUUCUCGGGCAUGUACUCGGGUGCGUAUCCAAGGGGAUCCCAGUCCACCGGGGACAGCAAGCCCCAGGCAGCGAUGUCGCCGUCGCCGAACGAGGUGUCACUCACGGAGAUCGAACCAAGAUGAUGAGCGCCUAGGCCCAAGAUAAACUUGCGGUGUCCAUCGCAUAUAUAGUCCUGAACCUGCUUGUAAUAACUAAAUCUCCUGGAUCAUUGUCUAUGGUGGUUGUAGCUUGCAAUAAUGUGUCACGGCUUACUAUUACUAGUAUUUUUAUCAGAGAAUGUUGGUAGUAAUAUAUUUUCUUUGUUCUAAUCAGUCACUUAGGGACUGUACUUGCUUCAGGGACAGCAAGACCACUUCAUAGCAAAUUGAGGUUCAGUUUUGA
Molecule: messenger RNA, 2607 nt
Organism: Triticum aestivum (bread wheat)
Lineage: Eukaryota; Viridiplantae; Streptophyta; Magnoliopsida; Poales; Poaceae
Product: cysteine-rich receptor-like protein kinase 10
Exons: 6
Coding region: 186-2348 (720 amino acids)
Biological process (GO): protein phosphorylation
Cellular component (GO): plasma membrane
Molecular function (GO): protein serine/threonine kinase activity; ATP binding
Source: RefSeq, a predicted model, not a curated record